Messenger RNA from Tribolium castaneum (red flour beetle), 2327 nucleotides. RefSeq lists its product as uncharacterized. The transcript is spliced from 5 exons. The record is from RefSeq and is a predicted model, not a curated record. The coding region runs from base 232 to 1962 and encodes 576 amino acids. Lineage: Eukaryota; Metazoa; Arthropoda; Insecta; Coleoptera; Tenebrionidae.
GCUCCCCCACCCAAUCACAUUCCUGUCCUAGCCGACUACGUGGAUACGCGAUCGUUGAAAUCACCGACGCAACAGCCACUUGAUUGUGAAAAAAACCCAUCGAAAUCAACCCCUCGGUGUGACAAGUGAAUGCGACAAGUGAAAAACAACACGCCGACUUCGAUACGGGCGCGAAAAACACUGAUGGUGUGUGGCGUUGUGGAAUUAAGGUGUGGAAAAGCCAUUUAUUGAAUGAUCGGACCGAGAGGGCCCUCCGAAAUGACGGAAUCGACUCCGAUCUGUCGAUGCCGGGUCCUCUACUUGGGCAGUUCGGUCCCCCAACAGACCAAAGACGGUCUCCAGGGCAUCCAAGAGCCCCUUCAGGAGCUCUACCCCGACCAGGGGGCCACCGGGGCUCGAGGCAUCGACAGCUGGUUGAGCGUCUGGUCCAACGGCAUUCUCCUCGAGAACGUCGACGAAAAUCACAAGAAAAUCACACGAUUCUUCCCCAUCGAAAGUCUCCACUAUUGUGCAGCUGUAAGAUAUGUUCUAGUCCCUGAGAAAAACACGCUGCACAGUCCCAGCCCUCGGUUCCUCCCUCUCGACUCGCCAUUCGCCCGUGCCCCUAACCCCACCCACCCCCCUCUCUUCGCCGCCAUAUUACGAAGAACCACUGGAAUCAAAGUACUUGAAUGCCACGCCUUUAUCUGCAAACGCGAAGUGGCAGCCAAUGCGCUCGUCCGUUGCUGUUUCCACGCCUACGCUGACUCCUCCUACGCCAAGCAAGUUGACACGGCUGGUAGUAUAUACGGUACUCUAGCCUCAGACCGACUGUCCAACAAAGACAAAGUAGAGGAAUGGAAGAUGACCCGCUCGACAUCCGGGUCAACCAUGACCAUCAACACCAUCGGUAACGGCAAAGAUGACGUCAGUAUUUACAACGGUGACGAAAACCACAAAGUGUGGGCGGGGUCUCAGGACAACCUUGACACAAUCUACGACGUUUACGCCUCCUCGACCAUCUCCCGCCCCUCACGCCCCCGCCAGAUCACCCAACCGGUGGCCGUCCCGCCCCCGCCCAUCAAAGAGAAGAAGAAAAAAUCGAAAAAGUCCCUCAGUCGUGAAGACCUCUACCCGCCUCUCACCAACGGCAAGGCCAAUAGCGUGGCCGGCACGAUGAUCAAGCCACGCCCACAACCACCGCCCCAACCAGUUUACAUCGUCGCCCAUCCUCAAACCCUCCCCAAUCCGAAAUUCUUCAAACACCAUGGCAACACAUUCUCGCACCGCCCACGAGGCAAAAUGCUCAUCCCCGCCCGGCCCAUCCCCCCACCCCUUGUUCCCGUCGCCCCGGUCAUUAUCCCCACCACUAUUCCUAAAAAACAAAAAAAGGCGAAACAUGCCAUGGAAGAACCGAUUUAUAUGCCGAGUAACCGGGCGUUAUCACCGGUUGCAAGUUACCAACCGGUUAAUUUCCCACACGAGGCCUACUUGAUGCAGCAUUACGCCACGAUGGAGUCGCAGGGGAAGCAAAAGAGGAGGGACAAGGGCAAGUUGAAUAAAAAAUUAGCGCAAAGUAUGAACGGAUUGGAUGAUCCGAACUUAAUGAUGGGCGGGACGGGACCGCCCCCAGGGGCGGCCGCAGGCGAUGAGAGUCCGUUCAAUACGGGGAUUUACAGGAAAAAGGGACAUUUGAAUGAGAGGGCGUUCUCGUAUUCAAUCAGGCAGGAGCACAGGAGUCGCAGCUACGGCUCAUUGGCCAAUCUCAAGUUCGCCACGCCCAUUCCCAACGGAGAUGUGGAAGACCGCGAAGACAUGAAGAAAGAGCGCGAGAUCAUGCAGAUGGUGCAGGACUUGGACCUCUCUGGCGACGAGUUGGAGCGCUCGGAGGUGCCCCGUACCAUGUACGAAGCCCGAGGGGGCCCCCCGGGGCCGGUGAUUGUGGCGGCGCCCCAAAUGAAUGGUCGCGGCCACCGCAGAUAGGUUUGCUCAAUUGUUUAAAUAAUUCUCUAUUUAAAUAAGAUAACCGGUUAAGGUGGGUUUAAAAUAAUUCAGUUGUAUUCUUUGCAUCACAGUUCGCUUAGACUGGCCCUAAUUUACCAAAUAUUUAUUGUAUAACCUGUAAAUAUUAGUCGAUUUGCAGUAUUUAAACGGUCCACAAUAUCGAUGUUCUUAGCAAUAAAAUACGUAUUUAGUUUAGUUAAGUGCCAUUUAAUGAUUCGAGUUUUAUCAAUUUUACAUAUUAUUAUAUUUUACAUGAAAGAAAGAAAAGGCAUUUCUGUAACAUAAAUUCUCUAUUUUACGUAAUUUAAGAAUGUAAGUGAAAAAAAUACAUAAGUUGUACACAA